AUGGAUCCACGAAUAGCACAGUCUGGAACCACUGAGGAGUCCGUCGAUGUCUCGGAGUCUUCGCUAGCACAGAAGGAAAAGAUUUUUUCCAUUGAGAAUACAUCAAGAAAGAUGAGUACGACCACUUACACACUGGCUGGAAAGACUCCGGUAAUCUGCAGUUCGAUGGGAACUCUCAGCGGUGCCGUCUCACCCCCCGUCGCCUAUGCAGCUGAAGCAGUCCAGACCCCCGAAGGAGUUCUCCUGGGUGGAAAGUGUCUGACCUUCAGCAAACCAAUGGCAGCCCCAGGCAGUGGGACCGGACCCUCCGCCUCCCCCUCCUCUGCCUCUCCCUUUCUCAUUAAAUUGGCCAAACCCGCGGGAUUUCUCCUAGACACCGAGGGCUCAAGGACUUACACACCAUUGAACUUCAGUGUGCCUGAAUACGCACACCACCAGCACCAGCCACCAGCCGAGGACUCAGGCUCGACUAAUCAAGAGUCGAGUUUCGUAUGA
Echinococcus granulosus is the source of this 495-nucleotide messenger RNA. RefSeq lists its product as hypothetical. Bases 1 to 495 code for a protein of 164 amino acids. NCBI's taxonomy places the organism in Eukaryota, Metazoa, Platyhelminthes, Cestoda, Cyclophyllidea, Taeniidae. The record is from RefSeq and is a predicted model, not a curated record. The transcript is spliced from 2 exons.